Molecule: messenger RNA, 465 nt
Organism: Danaus chrysippus (African queen)
Lineage: Eukaryota; Metazoa; Arthropoda; Insecta; Lepidoptera; Nymphalidae
Source: the annotation of a GenBank genome assembly
AUGUCCUCAGCUGUGGAAGCAUAUGGCGGAGAUGUUAAUUUUGAUCGAAGACUAAUAGAACGAAUAAUAUUAGAUUUAGCGGAGACUUUUGAGAUCAGGGUUGUGUGGGAACAUGAGACAGCGAUUCUAACGGGAGUCUUCGCCGUAGCCGGAGGUCUGAUAGGAGGGUUCACAGGAGGAAAGAUGGGGGCAGCGGUAGGGGCCGGCAUUGGAGGAGCUGCGGGAUUUGGAGCCUCAAAAGUGAUAUCUCUUCAAGACAUCUGGAACAAAGUUAAAGACAAUUUAAAGGAACUUUUUUAUAUUGUUGUGAACAUCUUGCGACGCUUCGACUAUUCAGACUAUGAAAGAGCAUAUUACAUUAUAAUGGCUUGUGCUUCAAGCCGUAGGGAGCUGGUAUUAACUAUUAUUGAGUUUAUUGCUGAUAAAUUGAAACGACAUGUCUUCUCUAGUAUUCAAUCUUAUUAA